Molecule: messenger RNA, 450 nt
Organism: Striga hermonthica
Lineage: Eukaryota; Viridiplantae; Streptophyta; Magnoliopsida; Lamiales; Orobanchaceae
Source: the annotation of a GenBank genome assembly
AUGUUCGAAUCCGACGACGACGUAGCCCUUCUCGAAGCCAUCCGAGCAUAUUUGCUCGACGAUUCCACGUCGCCGCCACCACCGGAAAUAAUGUUCGAGAACCCGCCGCCGGCCGACCCUCCACGGGAAACGGAGGCGGACGCCAGGUGGCGACGGUACAGAGGGGUGAGACGGCGCCCCUGGGGGAGAUUCGCGGCGGAGAUAAGGGAUCCGGCGAGGAACGGGUCCCGCGUGUGGCUCGGGACGUACGAGACGGCCGAGGACGCGGCCCGGGCGUACGACAGAGCAGCGUACGGGAUGAGGGGGGCCCGAGCGCUGCUGAAUUUCCCGCUGAGGAUAAAUUCCGGCGAGCCGGCGCCGGUCAGGGUCACGGCGAGGAGGCCGGCAGCCACGAGUGGGUCGGGGAAGAGGGGAAGGGCGGGCCGGCGUGAGUUGGGGAGGAUCGAAUGA